This is a messenger RNA of Epinephelus moara (kelp grouper), 4028 nucleotides long. It is a transcript of the gene gpr101, whose product is annotated as G protein-coupled receptor 101. Gene Ontology annotation, biological process: G protein-coupled receptor signaling pathway. Lineage: Eukaryota; Metazoa; Chordata; Actinopteri; Perciformes; Serranidae. Gene Ontology annotation, molecular function: G protein-coupled receptor activity. The coding region runs from base 770 to 2113 and encodes 447 amino acids. The transcript has a single exon. Gene Ontology annotation, cellular component: membrane. The record is from RefSeq and is a predicted model, not a curated record.
UCCUUUUUUAUUUUUUAUUUCCUCCUGACACCUCGGAGACAGGACCCGACCGUAAGUAGCCUAAGACUGUUGAGGAGGAAUCAAAGCUGAUAAAAUAAUAAAUGUUUGAUCUGCCAUGAAAUCCGAGCAGGAGCAGCGAGAGGAGAAAGAUAGGCUCGUCUGGAUGAGAGACCCCCGCUGGGUGAAGACACGCAGCGUAUGUUAGCUGAGCCGUGAAAGCUCGCUGCCAUUGACUGGAGCUGAGGGCUGAAAUGGGAGCAAAGCGAUGAAAGGCGAGCGCAGGAGACUGAGCAUCCUCGCGCACGGCGUCGCAUCACUGAUCAUUUCGAGGUAUUAUACAUCAUUUACAGAUCCGCGAUAGUCGCCACUGUCUGGACAUCGUCUGUCGAUGCUGACAGGUUGAACGGCGGCAUUUAUGGUCGCCAGGCAAAUUCCAUUUUUCCCUCUGCAGAUGUGCGCUGCGAGAAGAAUAAGGCCUGUGAAGGGAUUAAUCACUUAUCACGAUGAACAGCAUCUCCAGCAUCACACCACGGAUGAGUCGACUGUUUUCACAUGUAAUGGCUGAUGUUUAGAUGUGACAUGCAUGUUGAAUCCUGCACCUGAAUAAGGACAUCCAUUGUUUUGACAUCCUGAAAAGCAAACAGACCCGAGCUGGUUUUCUCUCCUGACAUUCUGCUAAAGCAAGAUGGGACUAACCUGACUGUGUGUCAACACUCUGCCUGGGUGUGAGUCCACACAUGCACCCACUAGCUCUGGUGUUGGGUGAACAAUGCCAAGCUCUCAGGCGCCCGAUGUGGGCACGAAUUUCACUGACAUUCCCUGGGAGCCUGGUUUCACCGGCUCCAGUCAUGACCAGCUGUGGUCCUCCACCGUUAACAGCGUGUUGAAGAUGGUGUUCAUAUCUCUCAUUGUGUGCGUGUCCUUGUUUGGGAAUGUGGUGGUUCUGCUGGUGUUCCAGAGGAAGCCUCAGCUCCUUCACGUGGCCAACCGCUUCGUCCUCAACCUCCUCUUGGCAGACCUUCUCCAGACCAUACUAGUCAUGCCCUUUGCCAUCGCAGCCACCGUGCCAGGUGUGUGGCCCCUGGACGCCCGACUGUGCCAGGCUCUGGUGGUGCUCAUGCACCUUUUCGCAUUUGCAGGGGUCAACACCAUUAUAGUUGUCUCAGUGGAUCGCUACCUGGCCAUCAUCCACCCUCUGUCCUAUCCCACCCGCAUGACCCCUCACCUGGGCACCAACCUCAUCAUCUGCACCUGGGUGCUCAGUUUCCUGCAGAGCACGCCACCUCUCUACGGCUGGGGGGCCAUUGACUUUGACCGCCAUCACAACGUGUGCUCGGUGGUGUGGUCCUCCAGCCUGUCCUACUCUGCUGUGGUGUCCACCUUCUCCUUCUGGCUGCCUGUGCUCAUCAUGCUCGGAUGUUACUGGAUGGUGUUCAGAGCGGCUCGGAGGCAGAACGCACUUGUGCACCCCAUACAGACGAAGUCCUACUCCCAGCCCUGCCCGCAGGACUUCCAGGGACCUAGCAGUCCACAGCCCCAGCCCCAGCCCCAGCAGGCCAGCUCACCUGACGGCCCCUACUCAGCCAGGGGGUACCCUGUUCGAGUUCGGCAGAGACGCUUCCACUACCACUGCAAGGCUGCUCGUGUAGUUUUCGUGAUCAUGGCCUCGUAUAUCCUCAGCAUGGGGCCUUACAGUAUACUGAACACUAUAUCUAUGAGUGCCAGAGCAGCCGUCCCGCCCUGGCUGUCCUCCCUUGCCCUUGUGCUCUUCUUUUUGCAGUGCUGCCUCCACCCGUACAUUUACGGUUACAUGCAUCGCAGUGUGAGGAAGGAGUUCCUCGCCCUGCUCUGUGGCUUGUUCUGCAAACAGGGCCGCCCCAGCCAGAGCUCUGCGGUGGAGAGCUGCUUCACAACUACAGAGGGACGAUUAGGUGCUCACUCUCACCUGCCCAGCCUGACUGCAAGAGUCUUCCCUCUGCGAACAUGGGAAGAGUGCACGACAUCCUCCUCUCCCACUUUCGAGAGGAAGUCGAGGGACAGCCGUAAAGAGACCACGUCCACCAGCGUCAGCUCUGAGAGGGAGCUCACAGUCCACAGCAAACGAAGCACAUGAACCGCCUCAUCGGAAAGACCAUGUUUGCUCUUAGUUGAAGAGCUUGUCACACAGUGUGUUCACACAUAAGCUAAUAUGCCUUCUUAACAACAGGGUCAUUCAUUCUGAAGUUGCCGGCAUUAGGAAUAUGGUUGAUCCCCAACAUUAUAAUCUUUAAUCACUUUGUCAUAAACUUGAUUAAAUGAUUCACUUGAGAUUGAAUACAUCUCUUGGACAGAAAAUGAUUUAUUGUUGGAUUAUGAAUGUACAAUAUACUGUUAGAGUGAGAGAGAUCCUAAACAAUGACUAUUACUUUUGAUCAAAGUUUGAAAGUUUUAUAUGUAAACACAGUUUUAGAGUUACCACAGGUGUGUGCAGCUAUUAUUUAUGUAUCUUUAUGUUGUAUUGUGUUUUGUCUCUACAAACAAUUGUUUUUAAUGUAUGCAAGUAUUGUACAAGCUACUGUUACAUCAAACGGGCAUUUGAGUCAAAAUUAUAAAAGAUUCACACUAAAGUAAAACCAGAAAUCACAUUUAAUUUGUAUUUUACGCCCUUACCUGCAGGUCUGUUAUAAAAGACACUGUUAUUUUUUUAAACUGGACUUGCCAUGCCAAUAUAGAAAUUGUUCUGUUGCAUCAAAGUGGUUGUAGUUCGGACCACUUUGCCGUAAUCACAGACCACAGAUGUCUCUGAAAAGGCACUGAUCUUCUGCACAACUACUCAAUCUCCUUUAAACUCUCUGUGUGUUGUAUUCUGUGAUCACGCCUGCGGGCACAGGAUGUACUGUCCUUGUGUUUGUGCACGCAAGCUUCGCCUGCAACUAAUGAACUCAGGGUAUGCUUGUGGAAAAGUGUGUAGUGCCCAUCUCUGUUCUUGAAUCUUGUAGAGCAAGUGAACAUAGGUGCGUGUACGUCCCUGUCCCUGUCUCUGUUGCCGUAACUGUUCUCAGUCUCAAAGCGCCUUUUCAGUAAAUGAGUAGAGUAAUGAUUUUUUUUUUGUGCUUGCCAGUUACAGAACAUGCAAGAGUUGGUGACUCCUCCCUAAUGGGAAGGCCACAACUCUUUGUUUCCUUUAUCUCCUUUAACCUUUAGCUCAACCUGUGGAGGUGGAAGUGGAGAUUUUGCGUCUUACUGCAGUGGGCCACUGUAUAUUUGGAUUCAGCAUUUUCUGCCUUUGUAUCAGCCUUUCUUUGAGGAAGUACAAUAUUUUUUGUUAAAAAAAAAAAAAAAAAGCAUAGCGAGCAGGGUACGAUAAAAACAUCACUCCAGUGGACUUGUUGAACUAGUUAUUUAACGUAGGCUGCAUGCCGCAAGAUCUUAUGUAACAGAUGUCUUAUACUCCUCUGAAUACAUGUAGAUUUGUAAAGAUACCUCCUGACAUUUGUAACGAAAAAACCUGUCUUGCUUAAAGAGGGUGGAUGCCUCUGUAAGUGUUUUAUGCUUGCAGUGACUCAUCAAGAUAAAAGUUGAUAGGUUAGAUGUGUUGCCAAAGGAUGUCACACGUGCAUCACGACAUUUUGUGCAUUAUCUGACAAGUGUAGUCCCAAGUUUGUCCAGUUUUUUUUAACCUUUUGUUAAAGAGAAAAAACAAUCGCAGAUGAGUCAGGGUGCUCUCAGUGUGUUAAUAUUAUAUGUUUUAUUAGACUGCAAUUGUUUUUUCUGGGAACAAUUCCUAAUUUAUUGAACCUGACUGGACUGGCGUGGAGUUGAGUCUCGGUGAACUGAAAAUAUCCGUACUAUAGUAUUAUAAAUGACAAUCAAACUUGUAUUAUAAGUUUGUCCAAGUGUUGCUUUGUAAAAAGCAAAGGGGUGCAGUACAGUAUGUAACAAAAUGUAUUAUUGAACAAGAGAAAAUAAUGUUUUUAAGUGCUUUAAAACUACAUAUUUUUGUGAUUUCUAUUGUGCUUUUGUAUUAUUUCUGGUUUCAUUAUUCAACA